Iphiclides podalirius (scarce swallowtail) is the source of this 201-nucleotide messenger RNA. Lineage: Eukaryota; Metazoa; Arthropoda; Insecta; Lepidoptera; Papilionidae. The record is from the annotation of a GenBank genome assembly.
AUGCCUCAAGCGAUGGCGCUGUGGGCGAAUCGGUGGCCAGAAUGCCACCCGCCCACUGCCAGCGACUGGUCCAGCUUAGCAGCGUCCCACGGAUUUCGUAAACCGUUGUAUAUCACACCGUUUUCACAAGCUGGGAUAAGGUCCGAUCCAGUGGAGAAUCUUGCAUCAAAUGACAGCGAUUAUAGGCUACGGAUGAUAUUC